UCUAUCCUAUCGGGAGAAGAGAGGGUGAUGUCACCUGCAAGUUAGUAACCUACGAUCUUCUGUGGAGGAAACUGUUUAACCGGAUCCCAUUGUACCCGGAGCGCAGAGCCGUCUUUCUAGCAUGCGGGGGCUGCUCAGGUAAAUAGAUGCAACUCGGGGACUAUACUCAGAAGUGAAAUAAAUCAGAUGCACAUGUGUAAACAUCAUGUUGUUUCCCUCAUGUGAGAAGCUAAUGUGGUGACUCUCCUGAUUGAUAAAGAAGACUUCAUACAUUUCAGCCAUUGAAGAUAGAACUUCAGGAGCAUGUACAGGAGAACAUUGUUGGAAAUCAACUUUAAAGUUGCUGCAGCCAAACAUUCAGUGGCCAAAGUUUAGUCACAUCAGGAAACAGAACAGAAUUCAGCCAUGGCACCAAGGAAGAGAGGUGGACGAGGGAUUUCAUUUAUCUUUUGCUGUUUCCGGAAUAAUGACCACCCAGAAAUCACGUAUCGGCUGCGAAAUGAUAGCAACUUUGCUCUUCAGACUAUGGAGCCAGCGCUGCCAAUGCCCCCUGUGGAGGAACUGGAUGUCAUGUUCAGUGAGCUCGUGGAUGAACUUGACCUUACAGACAAACACAGGGAAGCCAUGUUUGCACUUCCAGCUGAGAAAAAGUGGCAAAUAUACUGUAGCAAGAAAAAGGACCAGGAAGAAAACAAGGGAGCUACAAGUUGGCCCGAAUUCUACAUUGAUCAGCUCAAUUCCAUGGCUGCUAGAAAAUCUUUGCUGGCUUUAGAAAAAGAAGAAGAAGAAGAGAGAAGUAAAACUAUAGAGAGUUUAAAAACAGCACUGAGGACAAAACCAAUGAGGUUUGUCACCAGGUUCAUUGACUUGGACGGCCUGUCAUGUAUUCUCAACUUUCUGAAGACCAUGGACUAUGAGACCUCUGAGUCUCGAAUACAUACCUCUCUCAUUGGAUGUAUAAAGGCGCUAAUGAAUAACUCUCAGGGCCGGGCUCAUGUCCUGGCUCAUUCUGAGAGUAUUAAUGUAAUUGCUCAGAGUCUGAGCACUGAGAAUAUUAAAACAAAAGUGGCCGUGCUGGAAAUCUUGGGCGCCGUGUGCCUGGUUCCUGGGGGCCACAAGAAGGUUCUGCAGGCCAUGCUGCACUACCAGAAGUAUGCCAGUGAAAGGACACGCUUCCAGACGUUAAUUAAUGAUUUAGAUAAAAGCACAGGGCGGUAUCGAGAUGAAGUGAAUCUCAAGACUGCCAUCAUGUCCUUCAUUAAUGCAGUACUAAGCCAAGGUGCAGGAGUGGAGAGUUUGGACUUCAGACUUCAUCUUCGCUAUGAAUUUCUAAUGUUAGGAAUUCAGCCCGUAAUAGAUAAGUUAAGGGAACAUGAGAACUCAACAUUAGAUCGGCAUUUAGAUUUUUUUGAAAUGCUCCGAAAUGAGGAUGAACUAGAAUUUGCCAAAAGAUUUGAACUGGUUCAUAUAGACACGAAAAGUGCAACACAGAUGUUUGAGCUAACCAGGAAGAGGCUGACACACAGUGAAGCCUACCCUCACUUCAUGUCCAUCCUGCACCACUGCCUCCAAAUGCCUUACAAGAGGAGUGGCAACACUGUUCAGUACUGGCUACUACUAGAUAGAAUUAUACAGCAAAUAGUUAUCCAGAAUGACAAAGGACAGGACCCCGACUCCACACCUUUGGAGAACUUUAAUAUUAAAAAUGUUGUACGAAUGUUGGUUAAUGAAAAUGAAGUUAAGCAGUGGAAAGAACAAGCAGAAAAAAUGAGAAAAGAGCACAAUGAAUUACAACAGAAACUGGAAAAGAAAGAGAGAGAAUGUGAUGCCAAGACGCAAGAGAAGGAAGAAAUGAUGCAGACCUUAAAUAAAAUGAAAGAGAAACUUGAGAAGGAGACAAGUGAACAUAAGCAAGUCAAGCAGCAGGUGGCAGACCUCAUGGCCCAGCUUCAUGAGCUCAGCAGGAGGACUGUCUGUGCUUCAGUUCCUGGAGGACCCUCACCUGGAGCCCCAGGAGGACCCUUUCCUUCCUCCUUGCCAGGUUCCCUUCUUCCCCCACCACCCCCAAUUCUGCCAAGUGGAGCCCCCCCUCCUCCACCGCCGCCCCUCCCUCCUGGAGGCCCUCCCCCUCCCCCAGGACCUCCUCCCUUAGGAGGGAUUAUGCCACCUCCUGGAGCUCCAGUGGGGCCAGCCCUUAAGAAGAAAAACAUUCCUCAGCCCACAAAUGCCCUCAAGUCCUUCAACUGGUCCAAGCUGCCUGAGAACAAACUGGACAGAACAGUGUGGACUGACAUUGAUGAUACCAAAGUCUUCAAAGUUCUAGAUCUUGAAGACCUGGAAAGAACUUUCUCUGCCUAUCAAAGACAGCAGGAUUUCUCUGUGAACAAUAACUCCAGGCAGAAAGAAACAGAUGCCACUGAUGACACACUGAGUUCCAAGCUGAAAGUCAAAGAGCUCUCAGUGAUUGAUGGCCGGAGAGCCCAGAAUUGCAACAUUCUUCUGUCGAGGUUGAAAUUAUCCAAUGAUGAGAUCAAACGGGCAAUUCUAACAAUGGAUGAGCAGGAGGAUCUGCCAAAGGACAUGUUGGAGCAGCUUUUGAAGUUUGUUCCUGAAAAAAGUGACAUAGACCUGUUGGAGGAACACAAACAUGAAUUGGAUCGGAUGGCCAAGGCCGAUCGCUUCCUUUUCGAGAUGAGCCGAAUUAAUCAUUAUCAGCAAAGACUACAGUCGCUGUACUUCAAAAAGAAGUUUGCAGAGCGUGUGGCAGAAGUGAAGCCCAAAGUGGAAGCAAUCCGUUCUGGCUCAGAAGAGGUGUUUAAGAGUGGUGCCCUCAAGCAGUUACUAGAGGUGGUUUUGGCAUUUGGAAAUUAUAUGAAUAAAGGCCAAAGAGGCAAUGCCUAUGGAUUCAAGUUAUCCAGCCUCAACAAGAUUGCUGACACUAAGUCCAGUAUUGACAAGAAUAUUACCCUUUUGCACUAUCUCAUAACUAUCGUCGAAAGUAAAUACCCAAAGGUCCUCAACCUAAAUGAGGAAUUGCGGGAUAUUCCCCAGGCAGCAAAAGUCAACAUGACUGAGUUGGACAAAGAAAUAAACACCUUGAGAAGCGGCUUGAAAGCAGUAGAGACAGAGCUGGAGUAUCAGAAGUCUCAGCCCGCGCAGCCUGGAGACAAGUUUGUGUCUGUGGUCAGCCAGUUCAUCACCGUCGCCAGCUUCAGUUUUUCCGACGUUGAGGAUCUGCUGGCAGAAGCUAAAGACCUGUUUACUAAAGCAGUGAAGCACUUUGGGGAAGAAGCUGGCAAAAUACAGCCGGAUGAGUUCUUCGGCAUUUUUGAUCAGUUUCUCCAGGCUGUAUCAGAAGCCAAACAAGAGAAUGAGAACAUGAGAAGGAAGAAGGAGGAGGAAGAACGCCGCGCUCGCAUGGAGGCGCAGCUCAAAGAACAGCGGGAAAGAGAGCGGAAGAUGCGGAAAGCCAAGGAGAACAGCGAGGAGAGCGGGGAGUUCGAUGACCUGGUCUCGGCGCUGCGCUCGGGAGAGGUGUUUGACAAGGACCUUUCCAAACUGAAGCGGAACCGCAAGCGCAUUUCCAACCAGGUGACGGACGGCGGCCGGGAGAGGCCAGUCACAAAACUUAACUUCUAGUUUCCUUUCAGUUCUUCUCCAGGAAGCCCAGGAGCAGCCCUUGGAAGCCACUAGGCCUUUUCAUCACACCGCGUGGCAGUGCUCUGAGUGCAUGCAUGUGCAAGUGGAUGUGUACAUAUGUGUGGAACUGUGCGUGGGCAAGUGGGCGUGUACGUACGUGAAACUGCGUCUGGAGACUUACGUGUGUGGUCAGUCCUCUGCGCAGAUGCACAGGCACCUGUGGCGUGCGUGCGUGAGAGUGUGCGAGGCCGUGCGCUUCCCUGCUUCCCUGGCACGGGGCCGUCCAGAAGCACAGCGGGGGCCUCUGAGCCGGCGGAGGGCCCUUCCACCCACCCGAGUGCCGAGGCUGGGGCCUGGACGGAGCCCGCCCUGGUGCCGUGCACGGGGUGCAGGCCGGAGUGUGUGCUGAGAACACCUUGCACACGAUUUGCAUAGAAUGUCAGUCAGAACUCUUUUAUAUGUUUAAAGCUUGGACGUCGGGUUUUUGCCCCCUAAUUUCAUCAAGUUUUCUGCUGAGUGCUCUUGAUGAUUUUUUUGUUUUGUCUCUAGGGGGAAAAAACGCUAUGUAAAUGAAAUCCGUGCCCAUGUUAAAGAACGAGAUUGCUAGAAUGUGCUUGUUCUAGUGUAGAUACUUAAUCCUUAAAAAUAGCCCUCACCCAAGACUUCAAGGAGGAAUUCUCCAAGGGAUGAACCUGAUUACUUUUUUAAUGGGGUGCCUUUUUUUUGGCGUUUUCUAUUUUCUUUUUGUAGGACAAGCUGCAUCUUCUGUACAUAAGGUAUGGGUAAAGAGCACUUAGCACAUACAUACAAUGUCAACAGACCCGCCCAGUCUGUUUAUCUCUAAGUAUAUUUGAAGUGGAUUGCUGUUAUGUGUUGUCAUUUUAAAUUGUGUGUUGGUAAAGCUACCUGUAAAAUUUCAAUCCAAAAAAUAAAGCUCUCAGGGAGAAAUGAAUACAAACAAUGAACAUUAGAAAAUAUGCUUACCAUUAACCUACUGACUCUUAAUACCCUUAAAUUAUGAUCUGUAAAGAGGACUGUUACUUUUUUUGCUUUUGCUUUAUUUAUUUGUAGUAUGUGUUGGGGUGGCUAAUGUUUUCUCUUCUCUUUCCAUCUGUCCUGUUAUGGUUGGGUUUCCUGUGGAGAGAGUAGUUCUUCCUGGUGCAAACAGUACUUACUAAAUUAAAUUUUUCAGUAAACUAACAUAUUUAUUAAGCACCUACUAUGUAUGAGACAUAGUAGAGCCAAGCUACAGUGGUAAACAAGACAGAGUCUCUGCCCCUGAGGACUCUGAGAUUCUCUUGGAAGUUUCUAGGGACAAGCAGAACACUAGUGUGUGUGCUAUACAGAAAUCAUACUACUUAGCUGGAUAUGGUGGUGCACACCUGUAAUCCUGACACUUGGGAGGCUGAGGCAAGAGGAAGUUUGAGACCAGUUUAGACUACAAAGUAAGCUCAAGUCUCAAAAAGAAAAAGAAAAAAAAAAGAAACCAUACUACUUAAAAGUAAUUUGUAUUAACUCUGAUGCUUAGUGCAGAUGGCAAGGAGUCUGUGCUGGGUGAAAGCUGUGAAAUAGUACUCUUAAGCUGUCAAGAGCUGUGGUUUUACAUUUUUUCCUCAUUAAAAACUUAGCAACUUUCUACCCAUUAUGUGGAAGUAAAUGACUGUUGCAAAUACAGUCCUAAACACAAGCAGUCACACUCCCACGCCCCUAUGAACUACAGACCGUGCUGAGAAGCCGUGGCCACGGGCUGCAGAAGCACAGAGAGGAGGCGGCUGGAAAGAUGGUUUUCUGUUACUUAACUAAAGUGCCUCUAUGUAUAUUCUUUUCUAUUCAUAGCUGGAGUAAUGUGGUCUGGCUCAGUUUUAGAACUGUUUUCAAAAUGGCUUCAUCUUACAGUUUAAGGAAUGAGCAGCGGAAGGAGUGGCGGUGAAGGAGGGUCUGUGUAGCGAGCCCCCCUCCGGAGUCAGCCUGCUCUGGGCGCGGCCUUGCUGGCGGGCUCCUUCGCCGCUUUCACUAUCGGUUUCUUUGCCUAAAAACUCUGUGCAGGUAAUUCAAUGUGCCAUCUUGGGGGGAGGGGGCUACUUUUUAGACUGGUGCUGGUGUAAGUAGUCACUUUUUUUCCUUGGGGGUGUAUUUUAAAGAUUGUUUGUUGUUUGUUAAAUUAAUGCCAAAAAGAAAAAAAGCAUUUUAAUUUGUAAACAUAGUUAUGUGUCUUGUAUCUUAUUAGCUUGGUAGUUUGAACCACUUAGUCUUUAGCUAACAGGACUGCUGUUAUUGUACCAAGAAAAAACUGUUGUAUGUGUUAUGAGACUGUACAUUUUUUUAAGAUAGCAAUAUGCAAUAAAGAUGACUUCAUUGGGUGUAUAUAUACAUAUGCUUUCUAUGAAUUAUUAAAAUAGCAUCAGCCAA
Molecule: messenger RNA, 6048 nt
Organism: Cavia porcellus (domestic guinea pig)
Lineage: Eukaryota; Metazoa; Chordata; Mammalia; Rodentia; Caviidae
Gene: Daam1
Product: dishevelled associated activator of morphogenesis 1
Exons: 28
Coding region: 406-3639 (1077 amino acids)
Biological process (GO): actin cytoskeleton organization
Cellular component (GO): stress fiber
Molecular function (GO): small GTPase binding; actin binding
Source: RefSeq, a predicted model, not a curated record